UGAUCAUCAUCCUUUGUGACCUUAUUCGCUCGAGUGAAGCAGGUGGAAAGGCUUCGCUGAGACGAAAACGGCUUGAAGCAUCAUGAGUGAUGCAUGGUUGCCGAGGCGGCUGGCCUAUGCCCCUUUCGAUGUGCUCAACCACGGCGACCCGUCUGUGCCUGACGUGGCCACACAUCUGCGACGGAUACCGAGCCAGCAUCCCGCAGUCGAUCAAUCUAGCCUCUUCGCCCGCUAUCCUGGCCUGCAGACGCUGCAUUCCGAGCACGCAGAGCACGCGGCGAGCUGCACGAUUGGUGGCUCAAGUGCACAUCCUUCUGCAUUCUUCUUAGCCAGAGCGAUCGAGGACGGAGGCAUUCUCGAGCUAAGAUGGCUCAAAUACAUCAGCAACACACAGCACGUACAAGAUGACAUGCGGUGUGAGCAACCGCUGCACCCAUUUGCUGAAGUUCACGUUGGGCUGUCGGCGCCAUCGGCGCCUGAGCUCUUUCAGUUCCCAGCGCCGUUGCUUGCGGAUAUCAGCAUCUUCGCGGAUGACCGGACACGGACACUGCAGCUCCUCUGUGUAACAGUGACCGGCUAUCUGUACCGCUUGACCUUCAAGUCUCCUAAUGCAUUCCAUGCGCGAAGUUUGCAUGCAGGAUGGGUUACAGAGCAUCGCGUUAGUGGCUUAGCCGGCAUAGAUGAGCAAGGAAGGCUUCUGAAUGGAAGGAUUGGACAAAAGGCGAUCGCGGUCCACCCCGGCAUGGUACUAGUCACAUGCAACGAUGGAACAAUCGUCAAGCUCGAGCAAAAGAUGGGAGAGUCACACGCUUCCGGGUUUGAUGGACCAUGGCAGGAGACGCUGCUGCAGACGACGUCCUUCGUGCGCAACCUCACGCGUUACUUUAGCAGAUCCUCUAUCCCAGGAACGUCGCUCUCGGCGUACGGAGGCGAUGUGGAAGCCUCUUCGCCGCUCGCUGCACUGAGCAUCGCGACGCACGUGAACGACCAACAUACGCCCUAUGCGUUCGUCAUCUGCCGAGAUCGCAAGCUGCGUGUCUGGGACCUAGUUGCAGACACCUGCAUCCGCACGAUGGAUCUUCCAGUCGCAGCCUCCUCUUGGGACGGCGGCGACGCAGAUCGCACUGACGCGGGAGAAGUGACAUCGCGCCAGGGCGAAGCAAUUCUUGGCCCGGAUGCCAAGCCUUUGAUCGAGGUCGUGCUACCCGAUGCAGAUAACCAGAGUGGUUACGAUCUCUAUCUGAUGGUUCACGUACCGACCAGCGGCGCUUGCGGUAACUUCUUCGUAUACUAUGGCCUCGAAAUCCUUCCAGCCAAGGCAGGAAGCACCUCGAAUGCGCUAGGGGACAUUGUUCGCAUCUGGGACACGCGUUGCGAACCAGAUACACGAUCCUCUGAGUUCGAAUUCCGCGAUAUUGCUGUUCUCCCCUACGGGACGUCAGGCCUGCGGCUCUGGGCCCUUUGGGACGAUACGGGUGGCCCUCUACUUAAGAGUACAAUCGUUGUGGAAGACGUGGUGGACGGAGAUGCAAGCUAUGUCUCCAUUGCGGCGAAUUCGAGUCCAACAGAAUGGUCGACGAUUGCGGAUUGGCGCCCAUACCUGCCGCUACACGGUGCUGCGUUCGAGGCGUCCAUCGCUGCAGUCGCUGAAUCCAAGGAUGACUUGGCGGAAUUCUUCCUCGAGCGUAUGUUUGAAGCUGGCCGCUUCAGCGAGCGUGCGCUUCAGGCCGCACUCGCAGAAUACGAGGGGGGACUGCUUCGCACGCUUGCGGAUGUGGACGUACCGCUUGUGCUGUCAGCAGAUACGACUUUCGCAACACUAAGGGAUCAUAUGGCUUGCGUUGUGGGGUGCAACUGCUCUCUCGAUACUGAUCCGUCGGUGGGCAAUGCAUUAACAGCCCAGUACCUCUCCGCCCUGCGCAGGGAGUGGAUGAAAAUUCUGGGCUUUGUCGAGCAAUUCGAAUCAGCAGCGCGCUGGCCGCUUCGACUGAUCCGACCAGACGUGUCACAGGUGCGCUCACCGCAACCCACAGCAACGCAAAGUCAGCCACUCAUUGCAACACGAGACUAUGCAGUCGCCAUUGCAGUAGAAGAUGCGACAUCAGCCCUGCUCCGCAUCUCGACUCAGAUACACGAAGGCACAGAUCCACAGCUGGGUCGGAGAGCUCUGGUCACAGCGAAAGGAGCUGCUGCGGAGCAGGCUUUCCUCAUCGGGGAUGGGCAAUCGUCUGCUGCGACUCGACGCGCCCUAUCACAGGGAUUUGAAGCGUGUGACGAUCAUGGCGAUGCGAUCUUCAGUCUGCUCAGUACAGCACAUACCCUUGCUGAGGGCAUCCCAGCUGACCGCUUAGAGCUGUUCCGUCGCCAGCUGCUUCUGACUUUCAGCGGCAAGUUAGGAGAGUCUGUAGAAGACGCUGUCGCACGCGUGUGGGAGGCCACUCUGGAGGAUAUCAUGGGGACCGACACAUUCCAGUUCCUCUCAGAAUCGUGUCUGGAUCUCCGAGAUGGGCUCAACGAGAAUCUGCUCAGAUGGUCCGACAUGCUGUUGGAAGGCUUCAGGCCUGAUAAAGCAGGCGCUGGGGCUAAAGUAGGCGUCAAGACCGACCUGCAGUCAGCCUGGGUAAUCGAUGAUCUCACAGCGUCACUACGCACACGGAGAGCAUCGGCAGGCCUUAUGGUACUCCUGCUGGCAAGCAUGUGGGUGUCAAAUGGCCUCCAGAGGAGCGUUCCGUCGCUGCCUAUUUUGCUCUCGCGCAGCAUGUCCGUCAUGCAUCUAUGCAAUGCUCUGCUCGACGUGGCGGAUCUCGAAGGAGCGCCUGAUGCAUGCGCCUUGGUCGACCCGGCUGGCGAGGAGGCAGCAGAUCAGGAUGCUCUCACACAGCAGUUCUCGAGUAUGCAGGUUGCAACGCAAGGCGUCUCUGUGACCGGCCCAGUGACAUCGCCUUUGCACUAUGCGUGUCAGAAUGGGUUACUUUACGGGCGCAGCACGGUCGCAGGAGGCGAGGAUGAAGAUGAAGAAGCGGAAGAGGUCGAUGUGAACCUGACGAGACACGCUAUGGCAGCCCUUUCGGCCCUGCUUGCUCCCGUUGUGGAAAGCCCUUCCGGUUGGCUUCCGGCUCUAUCACCGCCGUUCUCCCUCUUGGCGUAUGGACUUAUCCGCGCCGGGUAUGCGAAGGCCGCCGAGGCGAUCAUCACGCAGUUUGCCCCGUGUCCAGCAGGUUCAUACAUCGAAGGCUGCUUUGCGGUAGCCAAGGGUAUGCCAGAUGCAGCGAUGCAGGCGCUUGACAAGGUCGGCCUCACGCUCAACAGCGCUGAUGCUCUCCUGGAAGACGAAAGCGGACUGACCGAUAUACUUCCGGCUGCUGUCAGCCGCAUCGCACCUGGGAGGCACGCCUUGGCCUUGUUCAACCGUCAUGCUGGAAACCUUUUCGGCACGAUAGGCAGUGUCGAAGGUAUUGCACGUUACGGUUCAGCAGCGUUGCAGCACGGGCUCAACCAGGCGCUUGCUUCGGACCCGGUUGCCGUCAGCGAGGUGUGGUUCUCGACCUUCCGUGCCCAGCUGCAGCUGGGCGACUUCCAAGCGGCCUAUCGGACAAUCAUGAGCAGUGCGGAUGACAGCUUCAAACGUGACUGCAUCCGCAGUCUCGUGACGGCCAUAUGCGAAGCAGGACAUGUUUCGACCUUGCUCAGCUUCAACUUUGCCGGAUCGCAGGGCGAGUUGGAGCGCACGCUGAGCUUCAAGGCGCGCAAUUCAGACCCAUUCGCCAUGCCCAACUACUUUAAGAUCCUUUACGCGUAUCACAUGAACCGAGGUGAUAUGAAGAGCGCGGGAGCAGUCAUGUACCAGCAAUCCCAUCAACUGGCGUCGCUGCAGCGGAUGGGCUACCGAGUGGCCGUGCGCGCCCAGGAGGCUGGCUACGAGCAGUUCGAGGACAUCGCCUCGGUGCAGGCGCGCAGCUUCCUGGCCGCAAUGAAUGUACUGAACCUGGUGCACCCACGGGAUGCCUGGUUUGCGAACGUGCUGCCGGUCGACGGCAAUGGCGCCGACGCCGACGCGCGAGAGCAAGGGGAGCAGCAGGAGUAUGGCAUCUUUGGCGACAUUGCGCGGCAGAAGGCGGCGUUGACGCCGAGCCGGACGACGCACUACAUUCCUACGGAGGAAUUCACGGAGGGGACCAAGAACAUCGAGAUUGUCCGGCUGGACGACAUCAAGCGCGAGUACCAGCUGCUGCUCGCACGGCUAGAGCUAUCGCGCGGCUAUGCGGAGCUGGCAGCGCCGCGAUCGAAGUUGAGCGCGGCGGACGCGGUUGCGCUGUACCUGCGCAACGACCGGUACGACCAAGCGCUUGCAACAGCGUGCGCACUGGGCGUGGACAUGU
This is a messenger RNA of Tilletiaria anomala UBC 951, 4379 nucleotides long. RefSeq lists its product as uncharacterized. NCBI's taxonomy places the organism in Eukaryota, Fungi, Basidiomycota, Exobasidiomycetes, Georgefischeriales, Tilletiariaceae. The record is from RefSeq and is a predicted model, not a curated record. Gene Ontology annotation, molecular function: structural constituent of nuclear pore. The annotation marks the transcript as partial. Gene Ontology annotation, cellular component: nuclear pore. The transcript has 3 exons.